Molecule: messenger RNA, 471 nt
Organism: Cantharellus anzutake
Lineage: Eukaryota; Fungi; Basidiomycota; Agaricomycetes; Cantharellales; Hydnaceae
Exons: 3
Coding region: 1-471 (156 amino acids)
Source: RefSeq, a predicted model, not a curated record
AUGAGGAUAAGGGGUACCAGAGAAGGUGCUGGAGAUUGGAGGUGGAGGUGGACUGGAGGUAUACCGGAGGAUAUGGUGGAGGACUACCUCCUCCUUCGACUCUCUCCCACUCUUCCUCCCAUCUACGUCCACAUCACCUCUGGAACUCCUACAUUGUUUUGGACAUACCUCAACUCUCACUCCUACCUCCAGACCUCCCCUACCACACCUCCACCUCCUUGGACCUCUUGUUCAAAGGAUAUGGAUCUACUUGUUGUUGGUAACCCUCAACUUGCCUAUCCACCCUCCUUCUUACUUCUGGUCUCCGCAGCUCCAGCACCUCCAGUCAUGUACCUCCAGUACCUCCCCACUCCUACCUUACCUCUGGUCAUGUUAUUCUUUAUUGUUUUAUCAUUUGAUAUUUUCUACAACCCCAAUCUUCAGGACUACAACUUCCAGGCUCCAGACCUUUCCAGACAUCUUCCCCUGUAG